GAUUAGCCGUGUGGGAGAAGAGCGCGCUGCGGCUGCGUUUGGAAUAACCGACCAAACUCUUUCCUCUUUUGCGUAUUGUUUCAAUUACGAGAUGUCUAAACGGCAUCGAUUGGAUUUAGGCGAUGAUUAUUCGUCGAGUAAAAAGAGAUCUUCUGACGGAAAGGACCGUGAUAGAGAUCGGGAUGACCGGUCGAAGGAUCGCGAGCGUGACCGCGACAGAGACAGAGACCGUGAUCGGGACCGAGAGAGAGAUAGAGACAGCAAGGCCCCAAGUGUGGCCCUUAUCUCCAGUUUGCCCGGUGUUGGUGGGAUGAUUCCUAUGAAACAGACGGCUAUGCAACAGCAGAUCAACCCCUUCACCAACCUUCCUCACACACCACGAUACUACGAGAUUCUCAAAAAGAGGCUGCAGUUGCCUGUCUGGGAGUAUAAAGAACGCUUUAAUGAUAUCCUCACCCGUCAUCAGAGCUUCGUGCUGGUUGGAGAGACAGGCUCUGGAAAGACCACACAGAUCCCACAGUGGUGUGUAGACAUGGUGAAGUGUCUCCCAGGCCCUAAACGUGGUGUAGCCUGUACACAGCCACGUAGGGUGGCCGCCAUGAGCGUGGCACAGAGGGUGGCAGAUGAAAUGGACGUUAUGCUGGGGCAGGAAGUUGGAUACUCCAUCAGAUUUGAGGAUUGUAGCUCUGCAAAGACCAUACUAAAAUACAUGACAGACGGUAUGUUGCUCCGUGAGGCUAUGAACGAUCCUUUGCUGGAGCGUUAUGGUGUCAUCAUUCUUGACGAGGCUCACGAGCGCACACUAGCCACAGACAUUCUAAUGGGCGUCCUUAAAGAAGUGGUCCGUCAGAGGAAAGACCUUAAGGUCAUCGUAAUGAGCGCCACGCUGGAUGCUGGAAAGUUUCAGGUGUAUUUCGACAGCUGCCCCUUGCUGACCAUUCCUGGCCGGACGCAUCCUGUGGAGAUCUUUUACACGCCUGAGCCAGAGAGGGACUACCUGGAGGCAGCAAUUCGCACAGUCAUUCAGAUCCAUAUGUGUGAGGAAGAUGAGGGAGAUGUACUGCUUUUCCUCACCGGACAGGAGGAAAUUGACGAAGCCUGCAAGCGGAUCAAACGUGAGAUUGAUGAUCUGGGCCCUGAGGUUGGAGAUAUCAAAAUCAUCCCACUCUACUCCACGCUGCCACCACAGCAACAGCAGAGGAUCUUUGAGCCGCCUCCACCCCGCAAACCCAACGGAGCCAUUGGCAGGAAGGUUGUGGUUUCUACAAACAUAGCUGAGACGUCCCUGACCAUUGAUGGCGUGGUGUUUGUAAUUGAUCCUGGCUUUGCCAAGCAAAAGGUGUAUAACCCUCGCAUUCGAGUUGAGUCGCUUCUCGUAACAGCUAUUAGUAAGGCUUCAGCCCAGCAGAGAGCAGGCCGUGCUGGACGUACACGCCCAGGAAAGUGCUUCCGGCUCUACACCGAGAAGGCCUACAAGACUGAGAUGCAGGAUAACACAUACCCUGAGAUUCUUAGGUCCAAUUUGGGCUCUGUUGUGCUACAGCUCAAGAAGCUUGGUAUUGAUGACCUGGUGCACUUUGACUUCAUGGACCCACCUGCUCCUGAGACGCUAAUGCGAGCUCUGGAGCUAUUGAACUAUUUGGCUGCGCUGAAUGACGACGGUGACCUGACAGAGCUGGGCUCCAUGAUGGCGGAGUACCCUCUCGACCCCCAGCUCGCCAAGAUGGUUAUCGCUAGCUGUGAAUUCAACUGCUCAAAUGAGAUCCUCUCCAUUACCGCAAUGUUAUCAGUCCCACAGUGCUUUGUGCGCCCCACCGAAGCCAAGAAGGCUGCUGACGAGUCCAAAAUGAGGUUUGCCCACAUUGACGGGGACCACCUGACCUUGCUCAACGUCUACCAUGCCUUCAAACAAAACCAUGAGUCUGUGCAGUGGUGCUAUGAUAACUUCGUUAACUACCGCUCACUGAUGUCGGCUGAUAAUGUGCGGCAGCAGCUCUCUCGCAUCAUGGACCGCUUCAACCUGCCACGUCGCAGCACAGAGUUCACCAGCCGAGACUACUACAUCAACAUCCGUCGUGCCCUUGUCACAGGCUUCUUCAUGCAGGUUGCUCACCUGGAGCGCACCGGGCACUAUCUGACGGUGAAGGACAACCAGGUGGUCCAGUUGCACCCGUCUACUGUACUGGACCACAAGCCUGAGUGGGUUCUCUACAACGAGUUUGUGCUGACCACCAAGAACUAUAUCCGCACCUGCACUGAUAUAAAACCUGAAUGGUUGGUGAAAAUUGCUCCACAAUACUAUGAAAUGGGUAACUUCCCUCAGUGCGAGGCUAAGAGGCAAUUGGAGCGCAUCGUUGCUAAACUUCAAACGAAGGAAUACUCUCAAUACUGAAUCUAAUCAAUGGUUUAAGGACGAUACACGUUUUGAAUUCAGUAUACGCUGUGCAAUGCUUCUUUGAGCUCUGAAGUUGUACAUCGUCACGCAUCAUUCAACAUUAGAUUUCUGUCUGUUUUCUCUGUUUUGAUUUAUUGUUGAGAUAUAAUUAUUUUUUUGUAACUCUCUUGCUCUCAUCAGCUUCUGUGUUUCUGCUCCUGAAAAUAGCAUAUUGUUAAAUUGUCACACUUUUAAGGAUUGGUUGGGAGAAAAUGCUUAACGGGGAUACCACCAUCAAUUUGUUUUUUUUUUUGUUUUUUUGCAUGAGCAUUCAUUUGGAUGUUGACAUUCCUUAUUGACAUUGAUAAUUUACUGCUGUGUUAUUGAUUAGAGAAAUCUGUUUAUUCUGUAAAGGAGCUUUUACUUCAAUAAAAAAAAAAACACUAUUAGCCAUGGUUAAGCCUUACUGUUAAUGUGUACUGUUUUUGCUGAAAUUCUUUAUAAUUUCUUAUUAAAACUUUUUAGGGCCAUGUUCUUUUUUUCUAAUAUUGAAAUAAUAAAAGUAUCAAUUAAGAAAACAAAUGGUCAUGAGAGAAAAAUACAAACCAUACAAUUAUGCCGUAUUGCAGCACACAUCAUUUUCAGCAAUUGCUCAUGAGUAGGACAGAAAUUGCCCAAAUACACUCUCGGCUUCGUAGUUAGAGGAUUAAGCAAAUAUAACAAAACAAAGCAAACACUUGGCUCCUCAGUCUUCAAAAUGACUUUGUGCAAAAGUCACCCAAACCUUUGAUUAAAAUACAGAAAAUAGAAGGAAGAAUACAUGCAGUACACCAGAUCAUAUUGGACCAUUGAAAUAGAUCUGAUUGGUUAGAAAGGUAAAAUCGUCUUUAUUGAAUAGAUUGUCUUUCCCUCAGAAAUGGCUAGUUUGAUUUACAAGUUUUAACAUUGUGAUCUGCAUAACAACACCGCAUUCUGUUGUUGAGGUUGCUUGAUUAAUGCAGGUCUCUGAUAAGAGGGAGGAAAACAGGUGUGCUCUCUUGUUUUGCACAGACCACUGCUAAUGAUUUUCUUUUGUUUCUUAUUAUUUUAUUUGGUUUCAUUGCAUAUUAGGCUUUGCAAAAGGUUUGGAUAUGAUUCCCUAAGGUGAAUGACAAAAUGAUGCUUCCACCAGCUACUGUAUGGCUUGUAAAUUGUUGUUAUCUGUAUAUAACAUUUUAUAAUGUAAUUUAAUUUAGACCAUAAUGUUUAUUAAUGACACGUGUUUAUUAGAAGGACAUCGAAGGGGAGCUCUGCCUAGCAACGAUUUCUAAAUGUGCUUCGAUCUGUUUUAUAAUAAAUGGGCGAAGUACAAUAGUCAUCUUUGUUAGCUUUGAAACUUGGGCUGUCAUUUUUAUAUGUUAACUUCUGAGUAUAAUUGCAUGUUUAAUGUCAUUCAUUUUUAAUGCGUUUAUCCAAUGUGGCAUUGCGACCGUUUCGUUCUGUUCCAUCUGAUCUCAAAAGACUGUGUAAGAGUUGUAGGUAGUAUCUUUGUUAAAGCACCUCCAUUUGUGUCCAUGUUUGAUACUCUCGUGCAAAAAUAUGGUAUCCAGGAUGGAGAAAAACCUUUUA
Molecule: messenger RNA, 3982 nt
Organism: Xyrauchen texanus (razorback sucker)
Lineage: Eukaryota; Metazoa; Chordata; Actinopteri; Cypriniformes; Catostomidae
Product: ATP-dependent RNA helicase DHX15-like
Exons: 14
Coding region: 92-2392 (766 amino acids)
Cellular component (GO): spliceosomal complex; intracellular anatomical structure
Molecular function (GO): ATP binding; RNA binding; RNA helicase activity
Source: RefSeq, a predicted model, not a curated record